Molecule: messenger RNA, 1062 nt
Organism: Nomascus leucogenys (northern white-cheeked gibbon)
Lineage: Eukaryota; Metazoa; Chordata; Mammalia; Primates; Hylobatidae
Exons: 2
Source: RefSeq, a predicted model, not a curated record
AUGCCACGGGACUCACUUGAGACUGAGGACCCCGCGUGUGCUGACCCGGGGACGCCACGGGACUCAGUUGAGACUGAGGACCCCGCGCGUGCUGACUCGGGGACGCCACAGAACUCGAGACUGAGGACCCCGCGUCAGCUCAGCGUUCAGGAGGGGGCGCCUGCCCCCGAGGAGAACACAGACCUGCCUGGGAAGGUGCUGCCCGAGAAGUGUGCCCUGAUGUGGCCACACCUGGGGACGCAGGCUCCCCAGAGGCCCAUGUGAGAAAGCCAGCGGUUCCCAGGCUGGGGGUGCAGGACGGGCCAGGCACCGCCCUACAGGGCCUGCCCCCCAGCCCCCGCACCCUCACACCCAUCUUCCUCUCUCAGCCCGACCCCAGGGUCUGGGAGCCCCCAGCAGACCCGCCCUCCUUGCUGAACAGGGGCUGCCCUUUAUGGACUCGGCGCCUGGCAAAGCUGCUGUGGAGGAGGAGUUGGCUGUUAUGGUCGGGGGAGGCAGCCCUUGGGUUGUCAAGGUUGGUGGUCAAGGUUGAACCCAUAUCCGCUGGAAUCUCCUGGUCUGUUCCACACACGAUCAUGUGGGAAGCUCUGGGACCCGAAGGCCGUUCUGAUCUCAGGGGUCACAAGUUCUCACAGCAGCCUGGGGUCACCAGAGACCAGACCUGGCGUUAGCCUCUGUAAGGAGCUGCCUGGCUGCUGGGCUGAGCUUUGCUGCAGGCCCAGGAAGAUGACCAAGAAGGACAGAGCAGAGCCCCAUCCGCCACGGCUGGGAGGGCCCCGGGGAGCACGUGCACAGCAGAACCCCAUCCGCCACUCCCUGGGCUGGAAGAGGCUUCCUCGGUAUGGAUGGCAGCUGUUAACGAGCAGUGGUGGUGCAGCUGGAGGCCUCUGUCCCAUGGGGACACAGACAUGGGGGAAGGAUGGCGGAUGGGUGUGCACACUUGGGAGGACGGGCGGGCAGCACAGGUGCGAGCAGGUGGCAUAGGCGCACGAGAAGGGUGUGUCUGAGACAGGAUGUUUAUCCCAAAUGCCAGGAGUGUACGAGGUGGACGAGUGGCCAUGA